CGCGCUUGGCCCAUCCAUCGAUCCAUCCAUCAUCGAUCCAUCGAUCGGUCCAUCGAUCGAUCGAUCGAUGGGCGGCCGGAGGCGGCGGUGUUGGAGGAGGGAACUUAAUGCAAAGCAGCUGUGAAUAUUAGUUUAUUGAAAGAGGAAGCGGCCAUAAUGCACCAUGGCAGCAGCCCUCAAAAUGCCCAGCGUCACCUUCAGAGGUCCCGAUCCUUCACGAGCAGCAGCGAGGGAGAAGAGCAGCAGUCCACCCUGCCUCAGUCCCCCGCCGCUCCGUUUGCUCCUUCGGCCAGCCCGUCUGCCCCCCAGUCGCCCACUUACCAGAUCCAGCAGUUCAUCAUGAGGGGAAGUCCAGUAGCUGGCCAGAACGUGAAUAUCACCCUGCAGAAUGUUGGACAGGUAACUCCGGGAAGCCAGCAGAUCACCCUGACGCCCUUGCCCAUCCCCAGCCCCACCUCGCCGGGUUUCCAGUUCAGCCCUCAGCCGAGGCGGUUCGAGCACGGAUCCCCGUCCUACAUCCAAGUGGCCUCACCGUUGCCCCAGCAGGUCCGGCCUCAGAGCCCAACCCAGCCGAGCGCGGGGCCGGGGCCGACGCUGCCCGGCGUCCGGGCCGGCCCCUCCGGCCCCGGCCUGGGGCUGUGCGGCCCGAGCCCCGCCGGAGGAUUCGUGGACGCUAGCGUGCUCGUGCGACAGAUCGGCCUGAGCCCUUCGAAUGGCGGGCAUUUCGUGUAUCAGGAGGGGUCGGGCAUCGCCCAGGUGGCCCAGGGGGCCGCCCCGCACGUUCAGCCGUCCCCUUCGGGAGCGCCGGCUCCCAUUCGAGAAGGCCGACUUGCCCAGCCGCACUCUCAGACGGGCGGCACUAUUCAUCACCUUGGGCCUCAGAGCCCUGUCGCCAGCGGGGCCACCUUGACCAGUCCUGGUCAUAUUACGACCACCAGCCUGCCGCCCCAGAUCAGUAGCAUCAUCCAAGGACAGCUCAUCCAACAACAGCAGGUGCUUUCGGGGCAACCACUCAGCAGACCCAUAUCGUUCGAGAGGACCUCGGGGGUUUUGAUAGCCGGGGUCGGGGGUCCCCCCGCUUUCGGGAUGGCGUCUCCACCUCCCCCCACCAGCCCCUCCCGAGUCACGGUACCGCAGGGGCUGGCCAGUCUUCCUCCGGCCCCGGCGCUGAGCUCGGGGGUGAAGAAAGCCCCCAGAAAGCUAGACGAGAUCCCGCCGGCGUCUCAAGAAACGGCUCGGAUGCGAAAGCAGUGCCUGGACCAUCACCGCAGAGAGAUGGACGCCCUGAAGGAGGUCUUUAAGGAGUACUUGAUCGAGCUGUUUUUCUUGCAACAUCUUCAAGGGAACAUGAUGGAUUUCCUGGCUUUUAAAAAGAAGGUCUGCGUGCCUUUGCAAGCGUACCUUAGGCAGAGUGAUUUGGAUCUUGAGGAAGAGGAGGAGGAAGAGCAGUCUGAAGUCAUUAACGAUGAGGUAAAGGUUGUGACAGGAAAGGAUGGGCAGACUGGUACUCCUGUUGCCAUAGCAACCCAGCUUCCUCCAAAUGUUUCUGCUGCUUUUUCAUCUCAGCAGCAACCGUUCCAGCAGUCACAUUCAGGGACUCCAGUGUCAGCAACUGUGAAUAACCUAGAAAUCGAAGCAUUUAAGAGACAACAAACACUAACUCCAACAGAUUCCUCUAAAAGGCCACGGAUUGAAGUCGGCCGUCUGGGAAUGGUUUUCCAGCAUCCGAAUGUAGCUUCGGGAGUGUCUCUUCAGCAGCUAAUGCCUACAGCACAAGGUGGAAUGCCUCCCACUCCUCAAGCCGUACAGCUGACUGGACAGAAACAAAGCCAGCAACAGUAUGAUCCUUCUAAAGGUCCUCCCGUGCAGAAUGCUGCGAGCUUACACACUCCCCCGCCUCAGCUCCCAGGGAGGCUGCAACCUGCUAGCAUCGCGGUAACGUCUGUCCCGGCUGCCCUGCAACCUCCGCAGCAGCAGCCCCAGGCGGUCGAGUCUCCGGCACCGCCCCAGAAUCAGGCGAAGACCCAGCAACCAAAUAUACCCAUCUCUUCUGCUCCACAAAACCAGCUCUCAUCCCCCCUUCAGCAGCCAAUACAGCCAACACUCCAUAUUCAGAUUCAAGGCCAAGCCCCUACACAGGUUUCCCCACCACAGACUGCGGCUCAGCAACAGACACUGACGCUGAAGCGACCACCGGUAGAUAACGCUCAGGCUUCUCAGCAUCUUCUGGCAAGUUCGGUGCCUUCCUCUCCUCUUCCGCCAUCAACUCCCUCAGGCACAGCACCACUUUCUGCGUAUCCUUUACAGAUGAAUAAAACAUCCACGGCAAACAGCAAGACACUCUCUCCUGUUGCAUCGAAACCUCCGGGCUUGGCUGUAGCUUCAACACCAAAAACCCAGAACCCAGCCCAGAAUGCAGCAGUUCUGCCUCAAGAAAGUUCUCAAGACAAGCUUGCGGAGCAAAUAAAGCUGGAAAACCAAAUCCAUCAACGAAUAGCAGAAUUGAGGAAAGAAGGCUUGUGGUCUCUUAAACGACUGCCCAAACUGCAGGAAACUCCAAGACCCAAAUCUCACUGGGAUUAUUUGUUGGAAGAAAUGCAGUGGAUGGCGACUGAUUUUGCUCAAGAGAGAAGGUGGAAAAUGGCAGCGGCCAAGAAGAUGGUCAGAAGUGUAGCUCGCUACCAUGAGGAAAAGAAACUCAAUGAAGAGAGAACUAAAAGAGAGGAACAGAAUAAGCUAAGGCGAAUUGCUGCAUCAAUUGCCAGAGAAAUAGAAUAUUUCUGGUCUAAUAUUGAGCAGGUUGUAGAAAUUAAAUUGCAAAUAGAAUUUCAAGAAAAAAGGAAAAAGGCAUUAAAUCUAAAGAAAACUUCAAGAAGAGGUAAAGAUGCAAGGCAAUUAGAAGCUAGUAUUAAAGGUGAAACUGAAAACUGUAUGGAUUUAUCAGUGGGAAGGAAACGAAAGGCAAGCACUUCCCUGACUGAUGAAGAAGUGGAAGAUGAAGAGGAGACCAUUGAAGAACAGGAAGCCAGAGAAGGAAAUAUAAAUCAUCAAGCGGAAUUAUCCAGUUUAGCUAAGGAAGCUGAAUUACCUUUGGAUGACUUAAUGAAGUUAUAUGAAGGUGCUUUUGUUGAGAAUUUCUUAUGGCCACAGCCUAUACUUACCACUGAAGAAAUAACCAGUGAAGAAGAAAUGGAAGAUUUGGCAAAUGACAGAGAGAAGGAAGUAGUUCUCAUAGACUCGCUCCUUAGCAUCGACCAGUGUAAAGGGGCAGAGAGAACAGCGCAUCUUGCGAAGAAGCACGCACGAGAUAUUGCGGAAGUCGCUGCGGCUGCCGAAGUUCUGUUACCUAAAGGCAGCUCCCGGAUCACAACAGCGGUGAAAUUUAAUACCCCAUCUCUGCUCUACGGGGCCCUUAGAGAAUAUCAAAAGAUCGGACUUGACUGGUUGGCCAAACUUUACAAAAAGAAUCUCAAUGGCAUCUUGGCUGACGAAGCUGGGCUUGGGAAGACUGUGCAGGUCAUUGCCUUUUUUGCACAUCUAGCUUCCAAUGAAGGCAAUUGGGGUCCCCAUCUCAUUGUGGUGAGAAGUUGCAAUAUACUGAAGUGGGAACUUGAACUUAAACGCUGGUGUCCUGGUUUGAAAAUUCUUCUCUAUUUUGGCAGCCAAAGAGAGCUUAGAGCAAAAAGACAGGAAUGGAUGCAACCCAAUAGCUUCCAUGUGUGCAUCACCUCUUAUAAGCAGUUUUAUAAAGGGCAUCAAGCCUUCACAAAACUGAGAUGGAAAUAUCUAAUCGUUGAUGAGAUGCAGCAAAUUAAGAAUAUGACAGAAAAGCAUUGGGAGGCACUUUUCAACCUUCGAAGCCAGCACCGUUUACUAUUGAUAGACACUCCUUUGCAUAAUACCUUGAUGGAGUUGUGGACCAUGGUGCACUUUCUAAUUCCAGGAAUUUCUAGGUCUUAUUUGGAUUUUCCAGUGAAAACAGCCAAUGAAGAGAACCAAGAUUACUGUCAUAAACUUGUCAUAAGGUUGCACAGAAUGAUACAACCAUUUAUCUUGCGAAGAUCAAAAAGAGAUGUCGAAAAGCAAUUAACUAAGAAAUAUGAGCAUGUGCUCAAGUGUCGGCUGUCUAAUCGCCAAAAGGCCUUGUAUGAAGAUGUUAUACUACAGCCACGAACCCAAGAAGCUCUCAAAAGCGGGCAGUUUGUCAGUGUCCUUCACGUUUUGAUGAAGUUGCAACGGAUUUGUAACCAUCCUGAUUUGAUCAAUCCCAGACUUUCUGGCUCCUCUUAUGCGUCAGAAGCCCUGGAGUUAAGAAUUGCUUCUCCAAUACUUCGGGCAUUGGAACGUGAGAUCUGGAAGGACACCGACAUGUCUAUAUUUGAUCUGAUUGGGGUAGAAAAUAAAAUGACUCAGUAUGAAGCACAAGUGUUACCUAAGCAAAAGGUAACAAGAAAGCUUAUUGAAGAGCUCUAUAGCUCACCUCUUCCUGUGAGACCCAACCCAGUGAAGAUCAAACCGAGCAGAUUGUUUCAACCUGUGCAGUAUGGACAGAAGCCAGAGGGUAGGACUGUAUCUUUUCCGAGUACUCCAGUACAGCGGACAGUGAUCUCAGGAACAGCCACAGUAACGCAACCGGGGCCAGUCCGAGGCAGAUCCCCCAUUGCAACAGCCUCUGCAAAUCAAGGGGGAGAAGUUGUAAAAAUAGCUCAGUUGUCUUCAAUAGCAGGAGCUCAGGGCAGAAUUGCCCAGCCGGAGACACCCGUGACACUGCAGUUUCAAGGCAACAAGUUUACACUGUCCCACAGCCAGCUCCGUCAGCUCACCGCUGGCCAGCCUCUCCAGUUGCAAGGCAGUGUUCUUCAGAUUGUUUCUGCUCCAGGCCAACAGUAUUUGCGCCCUCAAGGGUCAGUUGUCAUGCAGACCAUGUCUCAGUCUGGAACUGCGCAAAAUGCUCUGAAUGCUUUAGGAAAUCAGCAUCAAUCAAGUAUUUCAAGUUCUGCGUCAGUCACUCAGCAAAUUGGCAUACCAGGCAGAACUGCAAUUGCUAACUUGGCAUCUGGUGACCAAGGAAUAGUAGCAAAACCAGCAGGAGCCCAAGCACAGGCGGGGGUGAAGGAAUCGCUAGAGGAAAAAACUAGACUCUUAAAGGAGCGUCUGGAUCGAAUAUUUUCCGGCAAUGAACGGCGCUGUUCCAGAGCACCAGUGUAUGGCAAGGAUUUGUUAGGAAUUUGCACUUUGUUUGGUAAAAGAAAGGUGCCUCAUCCUCAUUUCCCUGGAGACAAUAAGUGGAGGUGGGCUGGCUUAGUGAACUGCUGCCCUUCUGCAGAUACCCCUGAAAGUUCAAAUGAUCCACUGCAAUAUCUGAUACUGACAGCUCACCAGAGAAAAGAAUUCCUACAAGACACCAUUCAAAGGGUCCGCUGUGUGCUCCCUGCAGUGGUUGCUGCCCCUCCCUCUUUAUAUACCGUGAAUCCUCCAGCUUCGUACAGCCAUAAAUUGAAGGUCUUAAAGCACAAUCUCAAGAAGCAACUGACUCCCUACUUCCAUCAGCUGCAACAGAUAUCAGCUCCUUACUUGUUACAGUUUCCCGAUCUCAGAUUGGUGCAGUAUGAUUCAGGCAAGUUAGAAGCACUGGCUAUUUUGCUGCAGAAGCUGAAAUCUGAAGGGCGCCGGGUGCUGAUUUUAUCUCAGAUGAUUCUAAUGUUAGAUAUUUUGGAGCUGUUUUUAAACUUCCACUUUCUAACCUUUAUCAGGAUAGACGAAUAUGCCAACUCUGAGCAACGUCAGGAACUGAUGAAGAGUUUCAAUAGAAACAAGCGGAUAUUUUGUGCCAUCCUCUCUACUCAUAGUCGUUCUACAGGUAUAAAUCUUGUAGAAGCAGACACAGUUGUGUUCUAUGACAAUGAUUUAAAUCCAGUGUUGGAUGCCAAAGCUCAAGAGUGGUGUGAGAGAAUUGGAAGAUGCAAGGACAUUCACAUCUACAGACUUGUAAGUGGUAAUUCCGUAGAAGAAAAGCUGUUGAAAAAUGGCACUAAGGACUUAAUCAGAGAAGUAGCUGCUCAAGGAAAUGACUAUUCCAUGGCAUUCUUAACCCAGCAAACCAUCCAGGAACUAUUUGAGGUCCAUUCUCCUUUGGAAGAUUCUGGCUUUGGAGUGAAAGCUGAGGAAUUUGUGGUCCUCUCUCAGGAACCCUCUCCAGCAGAAACCAUUGCACCUAAGGUUGCGAGACCUUUUAUAGAGGCCCUCAUCAGCAUUGGACAAGAAGAUGAAGAAAAGCUAAAUAAACAUGAGGAAGAAGCUGGAGAAACAGGAUCGGAAUCGGUCAUUGAAGCUUUAAGUUCAGACUGUCGUGAGCUAAAAUACAAUGAAGAGCCAUCACAGCUGGAGGCGUUAGUUGCAGUUGUCGAUCAGCUUACUCCUAUAGAGAAAUAUGCUUUGAAUUAUCUGGAGUUCUACCAUAUUUCCAGUGAUGAAAGCGAACCAGGAGUAGUAGAGGGCGAGUUGAAAGAAGUGAAAAAAGUGUGGGAACUUCAGCACCUGAGGGAAUUGAAGGAAAAAGAAAAUGUGCUUCUAGAGAAAGAAGAAUUAUUUACAUACACCAGAGAAGAUGCAUAUAACAAGGAAUAUGUUUAUGAGGCUCCAGAUGGACAAACAGAAGUAAUGCCACUCUGGACUCCACCUACCCCGCCCCAGGAUGACAAUGACAUCUAUAUCGAUUCCGUUAUGUGUCUGAUGUACGACGCCACCCCCAUCCCCGAAUCCAAACUACCUCCGGUAUAUGUGAGGAAGGAGCGUAAACGACAUAAAGCAGAUCCUUCUGCCACAGGUAGGAAAAAGAAGCAGCGGCACGGCGAAGUGGUCAUCCCUCCUCGAUCGUUGUUCGACCGGGCGACUCCGGGAAUGUUGAAGAUGCGCCGCGAGGGCAAAGAGCAGAAGAAGAACAUCCUGCUGAAACAGCAAACCCAGUUCGCCAAGCCUUUGCCAACGUUUGUCAAGCCGGCCACAGAGGCCGGUCAGGACACCGCAGAGUGGCUCAUUAGUGAAGACUGGGCGUUGCUCCAGGCCGUGAAGCAGUUGCUUGAGCUUCCUCUAAAUCUUGCCAUCCUGUCAGCAGCGCACACGCCCAACUGGGACCUCGUUAGUGACGUGGUUAACUCCUGUAGCCGAGUUUACCGGUCCCCUAAACAGUGCCGGAACCGAUAUGAAAAUGUCAUCAUCCCAAGAGAGGAAGGGAAGCUAAUGUUUGAAGCUAAUCCUAAAAAGAAGACAAAAAGCGUGUAUAAGACCAAGAACAGCCGUCCACUUCGCACUAACCAGAUCUACGCCCAAGACGAAGGGGCCACUCACACCCAACUUUAUACUAACCAUUUCGAAAUGAUGAAAGUGAUAGCAGGAAAGAGAAGCCCACCUAUUAAACCCUUGCUUGGCAUGAAUCCUUUCCAGAAGAACCCGAAGCAUGCCUCAGUGUUGGCAGAAAGUGGAAUCAAUUAUGACAAGCCACUGCCACCCAUUCAGGUUGCUUCAUUGCGGGCCGAGCGGAUUGCUAAGGAGAAAAAGGCUUUGGCUGAACAGCAGAGAGCUCAGCAACAACAACAACAACAGCAACAACAGCAGCAGCAACAACCGCAACAGCCGCAGCAACAGGUUGCCCAGCAACAAAGUCAGCCGCCAGCCAACCAGCCGCCACCACAGGCCCAACCCCAGGUAGCCCAACAGCCGCAGGUAGUCGUGCAAGCAGCGUCCACUGUGGCCAGCACAGCAGUCUUGGCUGGAGCCAUCAAAACGGCAGUCACUGGAACUAGCAUACCUCCAGUGAGUGGAAACGUCAUCGUAAACACAGUUGCCGGUGCCACCUUUCAGCCGAUCAAUAAACGUCUGGCUUCCCCAGUUGUACCCGGGGCCCUAACAACUUCCGGAGGGGCCGCCCCGGCCCAGGUGGUCCACCCCCAGCAGCGAACGGUUACCACUCCCUCCGCUUCCACCGAACUGGGGCCGAUAGCGUCCACCCAGGGGGUCCGAGCCGUCACCUCGGCCCCCGCCCCGGCGGUCGUGACCACCAGCCUCACCCCCGUCCAGACCCAGACGAGGUCUCUUGUGACUCAGGUGUCGCCAGCAACUUCCUCAGGGGUUCAACUUCCAGGCAAGGCAAUCACUCCUGCCCAUUUCCAGCUUCUCAGACAGCAGCAACAACAGCAGCAGCAGCAGCAACAGGCAACUCAGGAGCAGCUCAUCAAACUCCAGAAACAGAAGCUGCAGCUGCCCCAGCAGCCAGCCCCGCAGCCGGCCCCCCAGCCGGGAGCCCCCCAACAACAGCAGCAGCAGCAGCCAGUGCAAGCACCACCGCAGCCACUGCAACAAGCGCUGCAGCAGCAGCAGCAGCAGCCGCCCCCACCGCCGCCGCAGGCCCCGCAGCUCACCAGCGUGGCAGCCCCAAGGCCCGGCGCCGUCCUCACCGGCCCCACCGUGGCCAACCUUCAGGUGGCCCGGCUGACCCGCGUUUCUACUUCCCAGCUCCAAAGCCAGGGCCAGAUGCAGACCCAGACGCCCCAGACGGCCCAGGUCGCCCUGGCCAAGCCUCCCGUCGUGUCCGUCCCGGCAGCAGUGGUGUCGUCCGCAGGGGUGACGACACUCCCGGUGAACAUGACGGGGAUUAGCGUCGCCAUAGGGCAGCCGCAGAAAGCAGCGGGAGGACAGACAGUAGUUGCUCAACCAUUACAUGUUCAGCAGCUUCUGAAACUCAAACAUCACCAGCAGCAAAAAGCCAUCCAGCCCCAGGUGGCACAAGGCCAAACUUCAGUGCCACAAAAGAUAAGCGCACAGCAAGUGACCGUCCAAACCCAGCAACCGACAUCACAGCAGCCAAAAGUGACCUACGCUGCCCAGCCAGCCAUUAAAACACAGUUCCUGACCACUCCAAUUUCCCAGGCCCCCAAACCCAGUGGAAGCCAGCAAGUCCAAGCACAGAUCCAGGUGGCGAAGCUUCCUCAAGUUGUUCAACAGCAAACCACCAUGGCCAAUAUACAACAAAUGGUAUCUGUUUCCCAGCAGGUUCAGACUCCACCACAGUCCGUGGCUCUUUCCCAAACCACCGCCGGCCAACAGCAAGUCCAGGUGAUCCCCGCCACUACUGCCACGGCCCAGGGGGUUCAGCAGAAACUAAUUCAGCAGCAAGUGGUGACCGCGGCCUCUCCGCAACUGCAGGCCUCAGGGGCAGCGAACUCUGGGCAGACCCCACCGGCCUCUGAAGCUGCCGGUCAACAGCCGCCCAAAGUGCCGAUGCGGGCCCCGCCGGUCAGGUUAAAGACCCCCACCAAGCCCAGCUGAGACCCCGAGGAAGUGUAGCGAGCAGGGGCGUCCCGGCAGAGAGGGCAAAGCUGCUUCAAAUAAACCCGAGAGCCCUUCUUUUUCAGUUCAGUUUUAACAGGGGAUGACUGCACAUUCCAACCCGGGGGGGGUUUUUUUGAGGGGGGAAGUCUCGUCUCUCCCUUGUUCAGAUAAGACUCCACGUCCCUCCCCUUGCAGAAGGGCACUAUUUUCAGACGUCCGCUGAAGCCCCGUUAACGAGCCAGUCGAGCGGGCUGCCCCGGUGCCUGGGAAACACCACAAGGCUCUGGGAAGUGAGACGGCGGGACCCGGCAGGGAGCCCAGGGAGUGGCACGAAAUGGAGUGGGGGCAUCUCCCUGGAUGGCGAGGGUGGGCGGAUCCGUGUAAGAAGAGCGCAAAGAACCCAGCGGGUCCAGGCUGGAGCUUUCCGCAGAGAGCCGAACCUGCCUCUUCGUCGAGGCGGAGCGUUCCCUCCAGGAAACUGCGGAUGCGUCGCGUGCCAGUAAAUGUGAACCUUUGUACGUACGGUAUUUGUCAUUUUAAAAACAGGUUAAAUCGUCCUUUUUCGUAAGUCUUUGGAACUGCUGUUUCGUGUCCGGUUUUGUGUACCAAAUUCUCGGAAGCUCCAGAUCUGUGCUCUUGCUUGCUGCGUUCCUCAGCUCGUGAUAAUGGAUAUUUUGGGCAUGUUCCUAGUGGCUAGUUGCCGACUGUAGCUGUCUGUGGAAAGCGUAGCUCCGCAUUCUGUGAAAAGGGACGUUCGGUCCGUAGCUUUUAAAAGUGCUUCGUCUUUGUUCGGUCUGGUUCGGGCGUUUGUUUUAAGCGCCGGAGUUUAACUUUUGUUCUUGUGGUGUUCGAAUGUUCAGUUCACAGCCGUUAGGCCUCCAGCUGCUGAAGAGAGGAUCGAAAAUUCAACUCGACUCAUUCUUAAAUGGUGUAAAGGAUUAGCUGUAACUUUUGUAUUCUUUUACUGAAAUUGUUAAUGAGCAAAGUAUCUUGAGGUGGGUAUUUUGAAUGGCAAAAGACGGUGAUCUCGUCAUCCACAUUAAUUUGCCUUAAUCGUAGGAGAAAACUAGCAAACGGUAUGACUAUUCUUUUCAGACUUAACUUUUCAAACUUUUUAAAACGAUCUCUUUAAGGUGGUUCGCAAAGUCUCUUUUAAUAUUUUUCCUCACUUUGACUAGGGCAUAUGUGAUGGUGACAGGCAUUUUAAAGAGAAUUUUCCAUUACAUUUCAUAAAAUGGACUUUUAUAGGAUUCUUUUUCCAUUCGGUGAAAUUGUUUUCUUACUCUCUUGAGCCGUGGUUUAAUUCAAAGCAAGCCAAAGCACUUUUAUUUCAUCUUAUAUAUAAGACCUUAUAGUGACAAGACGUUUGAUAUGCCUACUUGAAUUUUAAGUAGGAAAUGGACUUCUAGAUCAUCCACAAUAGAGUAGAAUUGUCGGAUGACAAGUGGUCCUUGAUUUUUCCCUCUCCUUGGUGUUUGCCCCAUGGUCCUCAAGUUUGCAGUACUUUUUCUAGUCCGUUCAUUUCGCGUAACUGUUCUGAGCCACUGUUUUGUAAUGACCUAAACUUUAUUAUUGUAGUUGUUCUUUUCAGGGCUGGUAAAGGGGAGAGUGAAUAGCUGAAAGUGCCAAUUUGACUGGAAAAAAAAUAAGCUGUGAUAAAGGCGAGGAGUUCUGGGAACCCAGCAUGCUGUCGCCCAUCACAAAAAUCUUGCUAACCCAGAUCCAGUUUUCCUUUUGAGUAUUUCGUUUGCAUUCUGGCAUGAAGGCCAAAGCCCAUUUGACUGUGUCAUUGUGUAGAUUUCCAGAGGCCGAUAUUUCUUUGUUUGUGAAAGUUGAGGAGGAUGAAAAUAUCUAUUUUUCUCAUUCCUUUCUCUCACUCUCUUUCUCUCCCCCGACCCUGACCCCCAAUAGCCUAGAGGAAAGCAGAGUCAACCUGUAAAUAUUUUAUGAAUAGUAGCAUUUGUACUUGGUAAGUAGGACUGUAUGGAAUAGUGUUGUAACCUACCAAGAUGGAAGGUAAAAUAAAGUGUACGUUUUUAUA
Molecule: messenger RNA, 11368 nt
Organism: Tachyglossus aculeatus (Australian echidna)
Lineage: Eukaryota; Metazoa; Chordata; Mammalia; Monotremata; Tachyglossidae
Product: E1A-binding protein p400-like
Exons: 55
Coding region: 157-9324 (3055 amino acids)
Molecular function (GO): ATP binding; ATP-dependent chromatin remodeler activity
Source: RefSeq, a predicted model, not a curated record